This is a messenger RNA of Cotesia congregata, 786 nucleotides long. Lineage: Eukaryota; Metazoa; Arthropoda; Insecta; Hymenoptera; Braconidae. The record is from the annotation of a GenBank genome assembly.
AUGUCUGAACAUGGCGGAGCUACUUGGAACGAAGUUUCGGCGAAAGCUGUUCGAUUUUAUGACCAUUGUCCAGGAGAUCCGCUUAUUAAUUGGAAGGAGAGAACUUACGCUACUGUUUUGGAGUACAUACUUAUGAAUAUAACAAAGUUUAAUACAAAAGUUACUGAGAUAAAAUAUGAAGAAACUCCUGUAAAAGUGAUCACUGCUAAUGGAGAAGAAUACUUGGCUGACCAUGUUAUAGCUACGCCAUCUUUAGGAGUUCUUCAGAAGAAUAUAGACACACUAUUCAAUCCACAAUUACCUGAGAAGAAACUUAAUGCAAUUAAGCCACAAAAGAGAUGGCUGCUUGGAAUUUCUUCGGGAAUCCGAGUGGAACACAAACCAAAGUUGCUCUUAUUUUGGGUCACAGGGCCUUAUAUAAAAGAAAUGGAAACGCUGCCAGAAGAAAUCUUUCAAGAACAAGUUAAAGAAUUUGUGAAGCGAUUUUUUGGAAAAGCUUACAACCUCACGGACCCUAAAAUCAUCAAAAGGAGCCUUUGGAACACCAAUGAAAAUUUCCUUGGGGUCUAUAGCUUCUACGGAUUACAAACAGAUGUAUCUGGUCCUCAUACUGAAGAUUUCGUUGAUCCAAUCAUGAAAUUCGACAAGCUGGUUUUGCAAUUUGCUGGUGAAGCUACUACUUCUCAUUACGGCAUCUCAUUACGGCAUACAAUAAAAAUAAUUAAAAUGACAAAUAAACUUUUAAUUAAAUUAAAAAAUUUAAUUGAGAAAAAUUGUAUUUUUUGA